AUGAAGAAUUACACAGAAGUGACUGAGUUUACCUUACUGGGAAUCCCUCACACAGAGGGUCUGGAGACUAUACUCUUUGUCCUCUUCUUUUUCAUCUACCUCUUUACCCUGAUAGGGAACUCACUCAUUCUCAUGGCCAUCUUAUCCUCUUCUCGCCUUCACACUCCCAUGUAUUUUUUCUUGGGACUUUUAUCUAUUUUUGAUGUAUUUUUCCCUUCAGUGACCUCUCCAAAAAUGCUAUUGUAUCUCUCAGGGCAAAGUCAAACUAUCUCUUAUAGGGGUUGUGCCUCUCAGCUCUUCUUCUACCAUUUUUUGGGGUGUACUGAGGGUGUUCUAUAUUCUGUAAUGGCUUAUGAUCGUUUUGUUGCCAUCUGUCACCCACUGAGAUAUACAGUCAUUAUGAACCCCAGACUUUGUGUGGUCCUGGUUAUCAUUGCCUGUUUGAUGGGUUGUACUGAUGCCACCAUUUUGACUACAUUCACUUUUUCAUUACCCUACUGUGGCCCAAAUGAAGUGGGUUAUUACUUCUGUGACAUUCCUGCUGUCUUACCCCUUGCCUGUGCUGACAGCUCCCUAGCCCAGAGGGUAGGUUUCACUAACGUUGGUCUUCUGGCAUUAACAUUAUUUUUCACUAUUCUUGUCUCCUAUACCCGCAUUGGGAUAGCCAUUUUGAGAAUUCGUUCAAGUGAAGGCAGGCGCAAGGCCUUCUCCACUUGCAGUGCCCAUCUCACUGCAAUUAUGUGUGCCUAUGGACCAGUUAUCAUUAUCUAUCUACAGUCUACACCCAAUCCCUUGCUUGGUGCUGUGGUUCAAAUAUUGAAUAACCUUGUCUCCCCUAUGCUGAACUCUUUAAUCUAUUCUUUGAGGAAUAAGGAAGUAAAGAGAGCCUUGAAAAAAGUGUUGGAUAGAUCAGGAAUCAUUGUAAAGGUAUAA
Messenger RNA from Antechinus flavipes (yellow-footed antechinus), 933 nucleotides. Its product is annotated as olfactory receptor 148-like. Gene Ontology annotation, cellular component: membrane. The record is from RefSeq and is a predicted model, not a curated record. Bases 1 to 933 code for a protein of 310 amino acids. Gene Ontology annotation, biological process: G protein-coupled receptor signaling pathway. Gene Ontology annotation, molecular function: G protein-coupled receptor activity; olfactory receptor activity. The transcript has a single exon. Lineage: Eukaryota; Metazoa; Chordata; Mammalia; Dasyuromorphia; Dasyuridae.